Eupeodes corollae is the source of this 7751-nucleotide messenger RNA. RefSeq lists its product as uncharacterized. The coding region runs from base 2078 to 3631 and encodes 517 amino acids. The record is from RefSeq and is a predicted model, not a curated record. NCBI's taxonomy places the organism in Eukaryota, Metazoa, Arthropoda, Insecta, Diptera, Syrphidae. Gene Ontology annotation, molecular function: protein binding. The transcript is spliced from 10 exons.
CACAUUUUCUCCUCAGUCAUCUUUGUGGCAGCCAUAACGUCGGUAACGUGUGUUUUUCUGUCUUCGUCAAUCUGGCACCCAACGCGAGUCCAUUUAACGGUAUUUUCCAUUCAAGUUCUUUUUUUGUUUUGUUGUUUUUUUAAUCGAAUCGAAGAAGGAAAGAUUUGUAUCUUUGUUGUUGAUUCUUUUUUAAACUGUUUUUGAAUGGAAAACUAUUAUUAUCAUAGUUUUGUGACUUCAGGAAAAUACCUCUUCCCCCUCUCAAAUAUCAAUUGAAACUUACAGAGGGGCGGGCAAUGGCAUAUGUGAAAAGUCGUGGUAGUAAUCAAAUUUAUCUUCGGGUGUUUGUUUAUGGUUAAAAUAUACACAAACCAGGCAAUAUUCGGUCGCUCCCAUUCUCCAAGGUAUUUCUUUUUAUUUUCUUAUCCGUCGUUUUGUUUUUUUUUUGUUUUUUAAGAAACCAGGAAAAUAUCGGGCAUAAAACUCCCUGUGUGUUGAAUUAUUUUUAGAAUUCCGUUUCUUCUAUAGAUUGCUGCCAUCAUCGUUUUCUUCAGUCGGUACGGUCGAUCCAAAAUACCAAAAAACCGUCAGUGUCGUGCCGCUGUCGUUUGGAUUCGGCUUCAGCAUUCAGAAUUCGUAUAAACGGUGCGUUUUUAGUUGGAUACCUAUUUUUGGAAAGUUUUCGAACAAAUUUCUCACCUGCAAGACGACGAAAACGACGACGACAACAACAGUAACGUCAACACGAUAUAUUUUUAUUCAAUCAACCUGCGUCACCCCUAUCCCCCUGCCUCCUUCAUAUUUCUGGGGUGAAUGAGUGUAGUUUCUUGAUAUAAGAAAGUGUAACGUUGGUGUAAAUUGUUUUCUUAUUGUGUUCUGUGCCUCGCGCGACUCGGCGGCGCUUCCUGUUCCUCAUUCAACUGUCGUACCAGGCGUGUUAAAAUGUCAAAUUGUCGACACAAAACAAAAUCAAUAUAAAAAUAAAACGGAAAUUCCUUCCUCCCAUGAAUUAUAAUCCACUUAACUUUAAUUCUCAUCCGAAAGAAUGAAUAAAAUUGAAUAUGAACGAUAAUAAAAAAGCGUUUUAUCCAAUCUUCAUAUUUGUAGAACGUAGUGAAUAAGAAAAAAUUAUAAAAACAAAACAACAAGUCCUUAAAGAUACAAAGGAUCAGCUGCAGUCCUCGGAUCACCACAAUUUGAAGAUGGUACUGAAACCUGACCUAGACUAAAAACCGCUCCACUUCAUAAAAUUCAAUUCAACAAUUCAAUGCUCCAUGGAUAUAUGUAACGAAAAACAAACCAUAGCUGGACAAAAAAAAAUUAAAUUGAUAAAUAAAUAAAAGAAAAAAAAUUCCAAACAAAAAUAUAUAUAAUCAAGAACAAUGGAUUGUCUAUAAAUAAUAAUAUCAUGUCAAAUGCAAUCAACUAUUCCCCCAUCACCCUCACCAAAGACUACGACGACGCCGUCACAGUGACAAUGAUAAUAACGAUAAUGAAACAAUUUGAAUAUUCAAACCAAAUUCUACGCAGGCUUCAAUUAUUAACAAACAAAUUCGGUUGAAACUACAUAAAUGUCAUACAUACUGUACAUAUGUACUAUAUGUAUAUAACACAAAUUAUACAGUCCUAAAAUUUGACAUACAUCUACAAAAACACAACCCACAAACAUAAAUUACAACUCAUGUAGCUUCGAUGUAGCUUCGUGACACACUUCGAGGACUUCGGGGAUCAAUUACCAAAAGAAUACACCAUCAAGACUGAUUUUUCUUCUCUUCUCUUCAUUUACAUAGCGUACAUAUAGUUCAUGUACUCGUACGGUACAUUCAAUCAACUUCAUUUUGUAUCCGAAGAAACCAUUUCAACAAUAUACUUAUACGUUACUUACUUACAUAUAUUAUACCUUUCAUUCUCCUGGGAUAUUUACAUAUAGUUCCAGAAUAUAAUUUCCCUAUAUGCAACAUAUGUAUAAAAUAGUACACCGACCGAAGAGUACAUAAUAUUUACAGUUCACAGCAGGCUACCACCAACAAAACAAAACUAAACAACAAAAACAUACAACAAAACAACAUUGGUGAAAAUGUUGGUUUUUGUGGCAAUUUUCAUUAUCCAUGCUUGUAUAGCAGGCACGAUACCAGCUACCCCAGAGAACAUCACAGUGGCAUUUCUGACUCCAACCACUGUACGUGUAUCCUGGCAAACAAAUCUGCAUUCAGAAUUCGUUGACAAGUAUAUUGUUACGUAUAAACCAACGGAUGAUAGGGUUGUCCAGGAUGUCGCAGGUAAUAGUGAGGCUAUAAUUUUAGAUCGUUUAUCGCCUAGCACGCAGUAUUCCAUAGCAGUAACGGCUAUAAGGCUUGGAAAAAAAUAUCGCAGUAGACAAAUUAUAUUUAGAACUCUAGAUUCGCCUAAGACUUCCCAUCAACAGGACUUUAACGGAGCUAUGCCACCUAACAAAGCCCUCAAUCCGGCCAUUUACAUGGAUGACAUUAUUUCAACUUCGGCGAGCAAUUUCUCGAACUCCACACAACAGCGAGAGCUUCCACCAAUUCGCGGCGUAGAAAUCGGCAUCGUUCUUAUCGUCCUGAUGGUUUGGGCGGGAGCUAUAGCACUGUUCUUUAAUCGUUGGGGUAAAAUCAGGAUGUUGCUUCCCUAUCAGCCAGACUACAAGCACGAACAGCUGAAAGUACCCGGCACAGGAGUGUGUACAGGAGGCGUGUGCACAGGACAGCAUUCGCAUCAGAAUAUACACUCUGACAUGCUCAUACAGUUUGAUGGCGCCGAUUGUGGAGCUUUAACAUAUCAACCACUUCAUUUGAACAGCCGUCACUUCCAUCUGCUUCAAGAGGAACCAUCUACAAGCAUUGCGGAAAGAUGCACUCGGAGUAGAAUUAAUUCAGCAAUAUUUGUCUCAUCCGAGGGCCGUGGAUUCGAUUCAAUCGAAUUCCUUCGAAGACACGGUUCCCAGAGUGUACUUUGCAGGAAGGCACGUAGUGCCGAGAACAUUACCGACAACGAACGAAAGAAGAGUUUCUCUGAGAAUAGACACUGGCGUACCGACGAUGGAGAAAUACAAUCAUCUGCAGGAGGAGGAGCAGACGGAAAAAAGGAAGGCGAAUCAAUAGAACUUAACGAUGUUGGACCUGCUAUCGUCGUCGCUGCUGCUAGAAAUAACUGCAGUACUGAGGGAAAUCAUCAGGAAAUCACCAAUCAGUGUACUGCUGCUGUGACGUGCCAUUCGGCGACAGCAGUUACCACAGCUAACGUCAUUGUGGGUAGUAUUUCCAUCGAAACACCACCAUCUCAUCUCAAAGAUGACAUUACCGUCAUGAAGCAACAAUCGCAGGACGACACACCCAUCACAAUCACCAACAGCGCUGAAUGCGGAGAAGAUUACAAACAAUCGGUUACAACAACGUCAACGGUGACAGCAACGACACCACGUCCACGGAAACUCGUCCAUCAACGUUCUUCGAACGCGUCCGCCGGAAAUUAUAGCCAAUCAUCGCCGGGUGGUUCACCACAUCAAAGUACCAAAAAUUUAAGUUUAAAAAAUGUCAAACAGCGAAUUAUAGCUUUGCCAAUGGUUUCGGUUUCGGGACCAUCGCCACCGCAUGACAAGGACUAUUUGUAACAUUUACCAUCAGAGACGUUCAUCUAAAAUACAAUGCUUUAAAAAUAUCAUCUCGUAUAUCUUCAUACAAACCUACAUAUAAUUAUAAAUAUCAUCAUUUAAAAAACAUAAUAAUCAAUGUCUAAGGGUUGCGUAUUUUUGUAUGUGGGGAAAAUUGUUUGAAUUUUGUUUUUUGAGAGUUUUUCUUUCAAUAAUAUGAAUGUCUCUGAGCUACAUAAUAAUAAUUAUACAAGGUGAAGUCGUAGAUUUUGUAAAUGCAGCCCGUACAUGAGCAACCCAAGCUAAUGGUUUAAGGUUGCCAAAGAGUUUUAAGUAAGCAGCAAUACAUAAUUAGAUUUUUUUAUUUUUGAGCACGAAAAAGCAUUAGAAAUAUCUCGAAAAUGACUUUGACAGGCUUAUGACCAUUUCUGGGUUGACAUGUUGAUUGACGUAUAGAAAUUAGAAAAGCGAUUUAUAUUAUAAGGACAAACAACUUAUUAUAAGUCAAUUAUUUUGUAUAACUUGUAUAAAAAUAUAAGAAAGUAAAAAUAUAUAAAAUUUAGAAGAAAUUAUGAGUUUAGAAAAUAUAAGCAACUGAGUUCAAGAACAAUUUUGAAAAAGGAUACAUUUUUGUAUUUAAGCAUAGUUAAGCGAUUUUUAAUAUGUUUUCUUUAUCACUCGUUGAGUUUUCCUUUGAUAAUGCAAAUCAAUUUAUUUUUGAUUUAGUUCUAUUAAAACGUCGUUUUUCCAUUUUUUUGUUUUCCAUUGGGCAUUAUAAAUUGAUCAGAUAGAUUAUAUCGUCAUCGGAAUUUCUUAUAUAUAAGAAUGUCGGCUGUACCACAGAAUCUGAAACUACUUAAGCUGCGAUGUGGCAUUGGCAUUAAAAAAAUUAGAAAAAAGAUCAAUUUUUGAAAAAAUAGAAAUGUCAUACUUAUUUCUAGCAACUUAGUUUAGCUUUUUUUUUUUUGGGUUUUAACUGAAAUUUAUUUUUGGAGUAGAUGUGGAUAGCAAAAACAGGGUUAAAGACUUUUAUAACACUACAUUACCUACACGGAGACAAAUCGGGUAUUUUGAGCCUGGCCUGUUAUUAAUGUCAGCUAUCAUUAGUGUUCAUCAUUUAACAUUUUGUUUUUUGAUUAAAAAGCUAUUGCCAAAAAAUCAAUAUUUAUUUUGUUUGAUAUAAAAAUCAAGUUAUUUAAAUAGUAAACUACUUAAUUUUACCCAGAACUUUUAUUUAUGUCCAAUUUAAUUGUUUUCAAUGAUCAUGGUAUUUUCAAUAAAUAGCUAAAUAUAACCGUUCCAAUUCAGUCAUUUCAUAUUCCUUUUAUACCCACCUGUCACUUUAACCUUAAUUGAUAUAUUUCAAUCGGGAAAUUUGUUUCAAUGGUCGCAUUCACAAAGCUAGUGGCUAUGUAGUCAAGGGAUUCUGAUUGGCUAAAUCUAACUAUAAAAGUAGUUGCAAUUUCCCCUCCGACGUAGUGUACAAAAUUCGGCUACAAAGUUAGUGGAGAAUGAUUUUGACGUUUCACAAUCAACUGCUCGGUAAAAACACACCAAUUCAAAAUAUAAUAAAUCGUUCAGUAUUUAAAUACAAAUCAUUCCAAUUGUGUCUUAAAUUUGAUUUUAUUGAAUUUAAAAACACAAAAGAUAAGUUAAAGUUAUCAAAUCAAACAUGUUUCUUAUUUUAUAUAUUUGCAUUUGUCAAUAAUAUGACAGAUCCAGAUUGACUAGCUUCGUAGUGUAGUUUUGCAUUCACAAAGCUAGUUGAAUUUUGACUACGUAGCCACUGGCUUUGUGAAUGCGCCCAAUGACAGAUAUUUUCAAUAACCGCUAUAACCGACCUGUCAAAAAAAUUCCUAUUAUUGGUUCAAUAAUGAAGAAAAAUGAAAGUUAUAACUGGCCCUUAAAUAAAUCAAAUUGAAAUUGGCUUCAAACAAAUUUUAAUAAACAAUAGAUUUAUGAAUUUCAAACAAGUGUCAGGUUAAUAUUGUAAGUUUUUAUUAUGGAAACACAUCAUUAAAUUUUAUUUUACAGAUCGGUCUCAGAGAUCAUUGAAAAUGUCUACCAUUGAAAAAGUUUUUCUGCUUGAAAUCUAUCUACUUAUUUCUUCUGACAGAAGUCUUACAUUAAAGUUGUAUGUAAUUGAAACACAAAUUAGUUUUCUAGGAAGACAAGAAAGCUAGAUUUAUACCUCUACUUUGCCGACACUUUAUUUUAUUCAACAGGGAAAGUAGUUAAUUUUUUUUCAAAUCCAUUCUUUUCCUUCAAAUGUUUCUACUUUUGUUUUAAAAAAGGAGGCGUUCUUUUCUAAAAAUUGGUUUCAAAAUCCUUUUGCAAAAAAUAGAUUUAUGAAUUUCAAACACGUGUCAGGUUAAUAUUGUAAGUUUUUAUUAUUGAAACACAUCAUUAAAUUUUAUUUCACAGAUCGAUCUCAGAGAUUAUUGAAAAUGUCUAACUGAUUGAAAUCUAUCGGACUUAUUUCUUCUGACAGAAGUCUUUCAUUAAAGUUGUAUAAAAUUUAAACACAAAUCAGUUUGCUAGGAAGACAAGAAAGCUAGACUUAUGACACUACUUUGCCGACACGUCAACUGAAACUGAUUGAAAUCUAUCGGACGUAUUUCUUCUGACAGAAAUCUUUCAUUAACGUUGAUUGAAAUUGAUACACAAAUCAGUUUACUAGGAAGACAAGAAAGCUAGACCUAUGGCACUACUUUGCCGACACUUCAGCUGAAACUGGAAUUGAUUGAAAUCUAUCGGACGUAUUUCUUCUGACAGAAGUCUUUCAUUAAAGUUGUAUGAAAUUGAUACACAAAUCAGUUUUCUACUAAGACAAGAAAGUUAGAGUAAGAACACGUCUUUACCGACACAUUAUUUUAUUGAAAAGGAAAUUAGUUGAAUUCUUUUAUAUCCAUUCUUUUCCUACAAUUUCAUCUACUUUUCUUUUAAAAAAUGAGACAUUCUUCUCUAAAAAUUGGUUUCAAGAUCCUUUUGCAAAAUUGUUCCUUUCUCAGAUCAACACAAUUUUUCCUGGAAUGCAUUUUUUUUUUCAAAAACUAAAGCAACAUGUAAAUAUUAACACAGUUUAAGCUCAAUGUAAAUGUACCAAUCUUUUUUUUAAAUUUUCGAUACAUAUUAUUUGAAAGUUUUGUAAAACAAAAGAAAAAUCACUUAAAAAUAAUUUCUAAAACAAAAUAUCUAAAUUUAAAAAAAAAAUCUCUUAAUUUUUUAAUUUAAGUGUAUAACUAUAAUUAUUGAUAUGCGACUGAAAAUAAGUUAAUUCAUAUUAAAACAAAUUAUGUAAGUCUAUUAUACUAAUAUAAUUAAUAAUUAUGAAUAAAAACAGCUUUAAGAAAAUAUCAUAUAUUAUUUCGAUUUCUAUCUAUUAUAAGAAAACUUGCCAAUAUUUUACAACAUCAACAACAAAAACGUCUAUGUAAAGCACUUAAAAUAUAUUAAUUUUUUUAAUUUGUUUUUAAAUAUUUGCUGUAUAAAAUUAUAUAUCAAUGAUAGAAUUAUGUAUAUCUUUAAUUACAAAAAAUGGAAUAUGUAUGUAUAAAUAAAAUCAAAUGCAAUGGAAUAUAAAACUUUAAUCCAACAUCAGUUUAGCAAUUAAAAAAUAUUCCUCUUUCUUAAAACUUAUAACGUACCUUAAACCUACUAAACUUCUAAAAUCUUCUUCUCUUUUCCAAUUCUAUAGUCUAUAAAUUAUACUCGAUCCUAAACGACAUAACUUUCGUAUAAGAAUAUAUUGUAAUAAAUAAGAAUAUCUUAAUAUCUCCUUAUCGUAUAUAAACCUUCACAAAUAACUCGCAGCUUAUUUCUUAAUGUUUAAGUUCACAAGCCAGCCAAAGCAUAAGAAUAAUGGUUAAUUGCUAAUGUUAAUAAAACUGAGUACAUUACUUUAGUUUUUUUUUGUUUACAUCUUGUUAACAAAGUAAUUAUUCUACUUAACCUCAAUUAGAUUGGUAUUCCUCGUUUAUUCUUAUUCCAAAAAUACAAUGAAGUCCAUUUCCUCGAUGGGUUAUUCUGAUUUCAAAUAAAUACAAAAAGAAAACAAAAAAUAUGCUAUACUGAUGUGCCUUACCUUUGUAACAUUAUUGUUUUAAUUAUUUAAACUAUUUCUUUUGUUAAUUUUUCUUAA